Malania oleifera is the source of this 3982-nucleotide messenger RNA. RefSeq names its product transcription factor bHLH155-like. The transcript has 11 exons. Gene Ontology annotation, biological process: regulation of DNA-templated transcription. Gene Ontology annotation, molecular function: DNA-binding transcription factor activity; protein dimerization activity. The record is from RefSeq and is a predicted model, not a curated record. The coding region runs from base 1481 to 3697 and encodes 738 amino acids. Lineage: Eukaryota; Viridiplantae; Streptophyta; Magnoliopsida; Santalales; Ximeniaceae.
AGUUUCCCAGAGAAAAUUUUGGAUGGGGAAAUCGGGAUAGAGAUGAAAGAACAGCAUGGAAAUGGAAGAGGACGUCAUCGUGGACCAAUCAUCACUCUCGAACGCCACUUGAUCGUGAUCGGUUGGCUGUCAGUGCUGCAAAAAAUUACACUCGGAAACCAGAAGAGACAACUUUUAGCAGUAGAAUCAUGGUUGAAAAGGAGGGGUAAGUUGAUGGAUUAAAACAAGUUGGGAGUCUCGUAAGAGUGGUGAUCGGAAGAUAAGAAGCAAUUUCCAGACUUGGACAUGAUGCUGUUGGCCAUCAAAUGACUACCCAGAAAAGUGCACUCAUUAGCCAUUGGAUUUUAUAAAGAAACCCAAAACUCCCCACCUUUCAACAGUAGUCUUCCUCCCAACCAAACACGACCCAAACCAACCCAACCUGUGUGUGUGCUUGUUCUUUCAUUUCCUGUUCUGAACUGUUUAUGCUUUUGGUUUUGGUCAUUUUAGGAAGGGCAAGGUGGGGUUCUAAAGUGCGCAUAAUGCGUAUAGUGGAGACUGAUGACCAUCUAUGUGGGAAGAGGGAGAUCGAGGGGUGCAGACUGGGGCACCCUGCGCAAUCUUUAAAGCACCACUGCAGAUUCCGCUAAGAACAGAGAGAAGCAGAGACAGUGAUAUAUAUCCCAUAGUAUCAAACCUUAAAUUUCGCUCUCUGAAACAUUGUCCUAUUUUCCCUCUUUGAAUCUCUCUCUGAAAAGCAGUAUUUAAAAAUCUCUCUCUGUCUCUCUUUCUCUCUCAUGGCAGAAAAUGCAGCUGAGUGUAUUGAAUUUCUCUGUGAUUUCAAAAGCUAUAAGUUGAAGCAAAGAAGGUACUCUUUCCAAAAGGCACGCUGUUAGCUCACUCACAGAGAGGAAAAGAUCGUUACUUUUUCUCUCUAGACCCUUAAAACCCCAUCAUCUGCUACCAAACCAGUUCGCGUUUGAUUGUACUUUGAAAUUCUCUAACAGUAUCGGUGACUUUUGUUGUACCACUCCACAUGGUGUGAGAUUUCCAUGCCGCCCGAUAUACGCCAGAUUUUGGACUAUCAGUGGCCGUUGCAAGUUUAAUCUUUUGAUUUGGAGUUUAGUAUUUCAUUUGAAGGGUUUUUGGCAUUGGGAGGUUCAUGGCUAUAUGGCGAAAUGGAGCGAGGUGUGUUGAAGCCUUCAAUACUGGUUUUGAUUGCUUAGUCCAGUGAAGAUUGUGUGAAAAAUCAGAGGUUAGGGUUUUGGGUGGUGAGGCAGUAGGAGGGGGAUGGGGGCAGAUCGUCUGCUGCUGCCUACAGUAGGGCCACCGAUAAAACCACGAGCUGGGUUGCGGAGGAAGCAGGCAGGAAGAGGCUCCUACAGGGGCAGCUAGGGCACGCAAGGUGCAGAGAAUUAGGGUUUCUUGAGGUUUAACUUAACCGGCUGGUGGGGGUGUGGUGUCAUUAGGGAGUGGUAGAGAAACAACUAAAGCAGAGUAGAUGAUGGGUACUCACCUGCACCAAACACUCAGAAGCCUCUGUUUCAAUACAGAGUGGAAGUAUGCUGUCUUUUGGAAACUCCAACAUCGCGCUCGGAUGAUGUUGACUUGGGAGGAUGCUUACUAUGAUAACCAUGAGCAACAUGAUUCUCUGGAGAUUAAACACUUCAGUGAAACAAUGGACAAGUUAAGCGAUGGAAAUUAUUUAAAUGAUCCUCUUGGGUUAGAGGUGGCAAAGAUGUCUUAUCUUGUUUAUUCUCUAGGAGAAGGGAUUGUUGGACAGGUGGCAGUUACUGGGCAACAUCAGUGGAUUUUUGCAGCUAAGCAUGCAGCCAACUGGUGCCCAUCUUUUGAGCCCAGCGAUGGGUGGCAAACUCAGUUUUCUGCUGGGAUUAGGACAAUUGUUGUCGUAGCUGUUGUUCCACAUGGAGUUGUACAACUUGGUUCUUUAAAUAAGGUGACUGAGGAUUUGAAGCUGGUGAACCACAUCAGAAAGAUGUUUUUCGCACUUCAAGAUUCCUCAGUGGGAUACAUUUCCAAUCCAAUACAAUGCUGUCUGAACAGCUCCUUUUUUGUGGCUGAUACAUCUACAAGAAGUUCAUCUCCAGAGGUUUUUCAUGAUUGCCUACUUAAUCUAGACAACGCUAUAAACAAAGAAAGGUCAACUGCUUGGUCUUCCAUGUUUCCAUAUAUUGGGAAGCAUGAUAAUGGUUCUUACAUAGUUCCACAGCCUGAUAUCUAUCAAGAAAAAGCAGUUGAUGUGAUCAAUAAGCAAGUUGGGUCAAGGGAUAAUGACAGUGCCCAAUUACUUCAACCAAGAUCUGAAAAUCUCAGGUUGGAGCAUCAAAAGCAGAUCAAACUGCUUAAUAGCAAGAAGUGUGAAGGAGAGACCAGUGGCUGCAGUGAUGCAGGUGUUGUUUCAGAACAGAAUUACACUCUAUAUCCAAGGAGUGUAUUCAGGGAGAAUAUUAAACCAUAUAAAUUGGUUGAUAGUCCAGGAUUAAAAUUUGCAGACUUCCCUUUGGACACCCAUUACUCUGAUAAUUGUGAUGAAGUUCAGUGUGAUCGUGUAGCUACACAUCAAAAUGUGGUGCUGCACACAGCAGACAGGCAACUACAAAAAGAGUUAGAGAAUAAGUUAGAAUUCCAGACAGAACUAAUUCCAAUGGACUCAUUGAGCAAAUUUUUAAAGUUCUCUGCAGGCUGUGAGCUGCACGAAGCCUUAGGAUCAACUUCCCUUAAACAUAGUAUGUUUUGCAACUGGGAAGUGGGGAAGAUUGAGCCAGAAACAAUCUCUGAGAUUCCAGAAGAGCUCAGCAGUAGCCAGUUAACUUCAGACUGUGGCUCAGAUAAUCUUCUGGAAGCAGUGGUAGCUAGUGCUUGCCCGAGUGUUUGUGAUAUUGAAAGUGAGAAAUCUUUUUGCCAAUCAAUGCAGUCUCUGUUGACAACUGAGAAAUUGCCCGAGCCUUCUAGCCAUCUUACACAUGCUGUUGGUUCAGUGGGCCAUUCAAUCGAUAAGCCUUCUCCUAUAGAAGAGGAUGAAAAACAAUGCUUGACCUCCUCAGAGGUUAGUGGUAUGAAGUCCAAAAAAGGGUUUUCUUCAACUUGUCCAAGUUCAUGUAGCGAACAGUUGGAGAAAUCUGCAGAACCAGUUAGGACCAGGAAGAGAGCUAGACCUGGUGAAAAUUGUAGGCCCAGGCCAAGGGAUAGACAAUUAAUUCAGGACCGUAUUAAAGAGCUGCGGGAGCUUGUGCCCAAUGGAUCGAAGUGUAGUAUUGAUUCACUGUUGGAACGCACAAUCAAGCACAUGCUUUUUCUACAAAGCAUCACCAAGCAUGCGACCAAGUUGAAGGAAUGUGCUGAAUCCAAGUUGCGUAACAAGGAUGCAAGCAUGCUAGGAUCCUCCACUUAUGAACAGGGCUCAAGCUGGGUGGUGGAGGUGGGAAACCACCCAAAAGUUUGUCCAAUAGUAGUAGAGAAUCUCAACGUGAGCGGGCAAAUGCUUGUAGAGAUGUUAUGUGAGGAAUGCAGCCAUGUUCUUGAGAUAGCAGAAGCCAUCAGAAGCUUGGGUUUGACAAUCUUGAAAGGUGUAACAGAAGCCCAAGGCAAGAAGACAUGGAUAUGUUUUGUGGUUGAGGGGCACAAUAAUAGAAGCAUUCAUAGGAUGGAUAUUUUGUGGUCUCUUGUCCAGAUAUUGCAACCCAAGACUAUAAACUAGCAGCUGUGGUUGGUGGUGAACUCUUGGAGACUGCCUUAUAUUAUUUUUCUUGAGCAUUUUGUGAUGCAUAGAUUGGAAUUUUUGGUCUUCUGCUUCCAAAAUCCAAAGGCAAUACAGCCAUGCGGAAGUUCCAACGUUGUUUGUAAAGAUUUCUGAUUUCAAGUGUGUGAAGGAUUUUUUUUUUGACAGUUUUCUCCUGUUCAAUAUUUGGUAUCAUUUGUUUGGAAGUAUGAGGUUUGAAAUAAUGCUUUAUGCAGUUCUUAAUGCCUAUUCUGCUUUUGUUUA